AUGGAAAUCUUUCCCCGAGGCAACGACGCCCUAAAUGUCAAUCCACCAGUCGGCGUCACAGAAGCCCUAUCCCAACAUGGAUCAGACUGGCUCUGGGCCGUUACAGCAAUCUACAUAGUCGCUUUCUUCUUCACAUUAAUCCCCUGUUUCACCACCCCCGAAAGUGACCGAGUCUUCCACUACCUCCUCACCAUGACCCUCCUCGUAGGCUCCGUAACCUACUUCGCUCAAGCCUCUGAUCUCGGCUGGAUCUCUCUCGAAGACAGCAACACAACCCGGCAAAUCUUCUAUGCUCGAUACAUCAACUGGGCCGUCCUCUUCCCAUCCUGGGCUUUGGCUUUGGGACUUUUAUCUGGCGUAUCAUGGACGACCAUCAUCCUCAACAUCUUCUGUGCCUGGUACUGGGUUCUAACAUACCUAGUCUGUGCCCUCGUAAGCACAGACUAUAAAUGGGGAUUCUUCACCUUUGGGACUUUUGCAUACAUAAUCCUAGCAAUGAGCACACUCAACGAAAGUCGCGAAGCUGCCGAGCGUCUGGGAAUUGUGCGGGAUUACAUGACUCUCUCAGUUAUUGUGAAUGUACUGUGGAUCUGCUACCCAAUUGCAUUUGGACUGAGUGACGGCGGGAAUGUGAUUCGUGUUACUGGUGGAUUUGUCUUCUUUGGGGUUUUGGAUGUCCUCUUGGGACCUGUAGCGUGUUCGUUGUUUGUGGUCAUGACUAGGAAGUGGGAUUAUAAGAAGUUGAAUUUGGCGAUUAGUGAGGCGAGAUAUCCUUUGCCUGAGACAGCGAAGGAGCCUGCGUUGAUUGAGGGUGCGCGUACUGAGGCUUGA
Molecule: messenger RNA, 831 nt
Organism: Talaromyces stipitatus ATCC 10500
Lineage: Eukaryota; Fungi; Ascomycota; Eurotiomycetes; Eurotiales; Trichocomaceae
Product: protein FDD123, putative
Exons: 2
Coding region: 1-831 (276 amino acids)
Cellular component (GO): endoplasmic reticulum; plasma membrane
Source: RefSeq, a predicted model, not a curated record